AAGCUACUAUAGCAACAUCUCUCCCUGAAGCUACCAGUACGCUACCAAACCCCCUUCUGCCCUCCCUGCUGCACCGUUAGGACAAGUACCCCCUCUAUACCGCACUGCAAGCACUACCCUUCCAAAAACCCCCGAAGGAGCUCCAAAAAGAAACCAACAUUCCUUCUUCCCGGGGUGUCCCCCCCCUAUAAACGAAAAAAUGCCAUUAUCGUUGUUGGAUCUCCCAAAUGAAAUGGCACUAGGAAUCGCUGACGAACUUCCACCCGGAGACAUCAAUUCCUUGAUGCAGACUCACCCCCAAUUCGCCUACUUUCUAGCUCCGGCACUCAUGAAGUCAGCGUGUAGUGCGGGAUAUUGCAACUACGGAAAAAAGGCACUAUUCAGAGCAGCAAACCGAGCAGACCACUCGACAGUCAAGCGGUUGAUAUCCUACGGCCUCCUCGAUCACGUUGGCAGGGGAGUCCUCGUGGACGCCCUGCUUUAUGUGGAUGAGACAGGCAUAUGCACGCUCCUAGAAUGCGGUGUUGAAGCAAACGUGCUCAACGAGGACAACAUGACGCCACUGUGCGCGGCCGCGAUAACCGGGAACACCCCAGCUGUACGAUUGCUCGCCGCCAGGGACGACAUCAAUAUCAACGCCAAAUCACAGCACCUCAUCAAGGAUACGGUAUUGCACCUGGCUGCAGUAGGUGGGCACUUGGACAUCGUACAGUUUCUCUUGAGCCGUCCUGAGCUCAUCCGGGACGUCAGGGACUUGUUAGGUUGGUCACCACUGCAUAGGGCAUGUCGCAAUGGCAGGCCUGAGGUUGUCCAGUGUUUGCUUGAGGAUGGGGGCUUCACAGUUACAACUCCAGAUCGACGUGGAGACAGUCCGUUACACCUUGCUGCUGAGAAUGGCAAUGAAGAGGUGGUCAUCCGUCUACUACAGGAUCCUAGAACCGUUGUCAACCAGCGCGGGAAUUGGGGUCGGACACCACUUCUCACUGCUGUCAUUUCCCAAAACCUUGAAAUUAUACGGGUUCUGCUAGAAGACCCCCGGACAGACGUCAAUAUUCAGUCCGACACUGGCUGGACUCCGCUCAUUUCCGCAAUCAAAACCAAGGAUUUCAAACUGGUCCGCAUGUUGGUUACUCAAGGAAGAGAUAUCGACCUUGACGUGAAGGGAAUCGGCACGGCUUCACCACUGCAUAUCGCGACAAUGUAUGGACAGUAUGACACGGUGGAACUACUCCUAAACCAUGGUGCGAAUCCCAACGUUGAGGACCAUCGUGGAGAUUCACCCUUCGUGCUUGCGGUUAAUGGGGGGCAUGAGAAAAUCGUCAGGCUCUUUCUUUCGAGAGGAUGUGUUGACCUUGAAAAGUUGGAUAACUCUAAGAUGUCGGUCAGACUCUUCAAGGAGAGAUACAUUUACGGGAUCGUUAGGACGUUGGACCAAAUUCUUGGUAUGGCUUAACAGGGUCUACAAACAACCCAGGAAUUUAUCCUACUAUAGGCAGAAAGGUGAGUUUCCUUUAUGGGUUCAAUACACACGGGGUCCAUGGCAUUGUUAUCAUUGUUACUUUUUAAUUCCUCCUUUUCUUCCCCCAAACAAAAAAAAGAAAAAUUCCAUUGUUACUAUACCCGAUCUAUAUACAAGUACAGCCGAGGAGAGGAUUAUGGCAAUUACUGUGAAGACGGGGGGAGGAGAAUACCUGGGGUGAAUUAUUUUUAGCUGGACAGACCGGAACACCUUGACGGUUAUUUUUUCAUGGGUCUCUUCCAAGGGCGGGUACAAGCGGGAGCAACCGGCGAACGCAUCAGUCAGUCAAUUGUGGGGAACAGUUAUAAUCACAGGGGAAAGAUAGUCGUUUUUGAGUUUUCAUUUUCACUCUUUUUUACCACCUUUUGCUUCCACCUUUUUUCCUUCUUUUUUCCUUUGCAAAAAAUAAAAAAAACCCCCUUUGGCCAUGAUAUCAUAGGAAUUUUUUUCUUUCCGAAAGAGAGAAAAAAAGAAGAAGAAAAGGAAAUGAGGGGAAAACAGAAGGACCCCAGUAUACAUACUGCGGUGCCGUUAGUUCACCCACCCUAUAGCCCUCCCACUAUGAUAAUACCAAAGAUUACAUAUAUCAAGUUAACGUAC
Messenger RNA from Tuber aestivum (summer truffle), 2119 nucleotides. NCBI's taxonomy places the organism in Eukaryota, Fungi, Ascomycota, Pezizomycetes, Pezizales, Tuberaceae. The record is from the annotation of a GenBank genome assembly.